Euleptes europaea (tarantolino) is the source of this 2074-nucleotide messenger RNA. It is a transcript of the gene THAP9, whose product is annotated as THAP domain containing 9. Bases 11 to 2074 code for a protein of 687 amino acids. The transcript is spliced from 3 exons. Lineage: Eukaryota; Metazoa; Chordata; Lepidosauria; Squamata; Sphaerodactylidae. The record is from RefSeq and is a predicted model, not a curated record.
CAGAAAGCCAAUGACAUCACACACCACAGAAAUGAAGCAGUUUGCCUGCAUCCUUCACUUGUACAGCAGUAGAGCGUACAAAUAUUUCCGAAAGCGAUUUCCUCUGCCUCAUCCUUCCACCCUGACAAUUUGGCUGUCCACAGACACGGCUAGCCCAGGCUUCAGUGACAGAGCCUUCUUCCACCUUCAGCAAAGAGUCGAGAGCCACGCAACGGCAUACCAGUAUUGCUCGCUGAUGAUAGAGAGCGUGACUCUUAGGGAUCAGCUAGAAUGGGAUCGUGCGACUCAGCGGCUGGCCGGGUUUGUCGACGUGGGCUCAGGUGCGCUUGACGCUGACGAAGCACCGGCGGCCUCAGAGUCCAUCGUCUUAAUGGCCGUCGGGGUGUUCGUUCCCUGGAGAGUUCCCCUGGGAUACUUCUUUGUCGGCUGGGUCACAGGCCAUGUGCUGGCCCAGCUGCUCCGUCAGGCAAUCAACAGACUGAAUCACAUUGGCGUCACGGUGCUGUCUGUGACGUCUGCUGCCAGUGCCCGUGGCAUGGCCACCGCAAAGGCCCUGGGCGUGCUGAUUGAGGCUGGCUGUAUCAGGUGCACUUUCCGGCAUCCUCCCGGUUCUUCCCACCACAUUGCAUACUUCUUUGACGCUUGCCACUUGUUGCAGCUGUUAAGAAACACAUUCCAGUCCUUCGGUCGGCUGGAGUUUGAAGGCGGUGCUGCGGAGUGGCGGCACGUGGUGGCGCUGGCGGCCCUGCAGCAGGAAAAGGCGGUCCUUGAUGGCAACUUCCUGCCCAGCAAGCUCAGGAAGAGCCCGGGCUGCUGUUUGAAGGUGAACCAGGCCACCCAGUUGUUCAGCGAUGAGGUGGCAGAAGUGCUGGAACAUCUCGAAUUACUGGGCCUGCCUACGUUUCAAGACUGCAGGGGGACUGCUAAGUUUGUGCGCUUGAUCAGCAACUUAUUUGAGGUGUUCAGCAGCAGAAACCGACACGGGAAAGGACUGAAAGGCCCCGUGUCGGCUAGAACCUACGCCAAGGUCAGUCUCCUGCUGAGCGAAGCAAAAAGUACGUUUGUGGCAUUACGAGACAGUUCAGGGAGGCGCAUACUGAAAGGGAGACGGAAUCUGGGUUUCCUGGGCUUUUUGCUCAAUGCCGAGAGCUUAAAGUGGCUUUAUUCAAAUUACAUACAUUUUGACAAGGUGCCUUCCCGGUCUCUCCUGACCUUCGUUUUCAGCCUGGACCAUUUGAAAGUAUUCUUGGAGAUUCUCAGACAAACAUAUGCAAUCAAUGGCAAUCCCCCCUGUGUAGCAUUCCAGGCAGCUUAUUGGAAGGUGCUUACCAGUUACAUUUUUAGGCCAGGUGAGCAGGAGGAUAGCCUUUUAGGAGAAGCAAGUACCUUGGACGAAUCUCUCUAUCGAAGAAGGGACUUAACCCUCGGUGCGAUUCAUGCUCUGUACCAUGCCGAGGUGACUGUGCCAACGGAUAGCCUACUCUGUUUGGCUCCCAGCUCCUCCCUCUCCGACCUGAGUAAUGCACUGACGGAGCUGCCAGUGCUUGCAAGAGGCCGCAGUGCCGCCAGCUUCGUUGCUGAGAAGUUGGCGGCGGCCCUAAGAUGCGGGGUGUGCGUCAUGGCCCUCUUUGCUUCUAAGGACGGACUGUUAAGCCACGAUUUGGACCGGCGUAUAAAGCGUGUGGACGGUUUGAGUUCACCGUCAGUGUGCGUGCGGCAGAUCGUAAAAACCUCAGAGCGUGUCCUAAGAAGAUACGCUAAUGUCAAAGAUUCUCUAAUAUAUUUAAAGCAGCUGCAGUUACCUCUAGAAAAGAAAAUCUUACAUGAACUUUCUGGGCAAAGUCCCUUUUUCCCAGACUUAAGCAAUCACCUCUUUGACGGUGAGACGAGUGUUUCCAAUCACUAUACAAAACUGUUGAAGGAAAUCGUGCAGGGCUAUCUCGGCAUCAGAGCUGAGCAAGAGCAAAACUGGGAUCUACGAGGCAGGUCAUCGUCUGCAGUCGACAGAUUGACCAAGGCUAUGACAGGACUGGAAAAUCCCACAGAGACAUCAGGAACACUUCUGGAUCUAUAA